UCUCGCGAGAACAGUCGCCGCUUAGCGGAGACCUGAUAGGUAGGUCGUGGGUAUGGCCCGGCCUAAGUCGUCCGGGAGCCGGAUGGACAGACAACUGGAACACGAUGUGCGUGAGCUCGUCCGGCAGGUCACUGGCCUGCAGGAUGAGGCGGAUUCCAACUUCCAAAUGGCCCUGGACUUCGCCUGGUCCAACUUCAGAUUUCAUCGUUUCUUGGAUGUCAACAGUCACAAAGUAGAAAAAACAAUAGAAGGAAUUUAUGAGAAACUCACCAUCCAUUCUGAUCUCAGCAAAGCUGCUAGUUGGAAGAGAUUAACUAAGGAGUUUCUAAAUGUAGCUCUUCCCAGCACAGAGAAAAUAAAGACAGAUACACAUUAUUCCAUACUGUCACUCCUUCUGUGUCUGUCUGAUUCUCCUUCAAACAGCAAUUAUGUGGAAACACCGAGAGAGAAAGAAGUGGAAAAGAAGGAUGAUUUUGACUGGGGAAAAUACUUGAUGGAAGGUGAAGAAGUUGGCCUUGGUCCAGAUAUGGACACACCGAAUUGGUCUGAAGACAGUGACGAUGAAGAUACCCAGCAGCCCUUAAGCAGAGAAGACUCUGGGAUACAGGUAGACAGGACUCCAUUAGAAGAACAAGACCACAACAGAAAAGGAGGCCUUCAAGUCUGCUGGGAAGAUGAGCCAGAUAGCCGGAGCUGGCUGGAACAGCAUGUAGUCCAUCAGUACUGGACAACCAGGCGCUCCCGGAUUCCACACAGUUCACAUUUGCACUCCAAUUUAGCUGCUGUCUGGGACCAACACCUGUACAGCAGUGACCCGCUCUAUGUUCCAGAUGACAGGGUGGUAGUUACUGAGACACAGGUCAUUCGGGAAACCCUAUGGUUACUUUCAGGGGUAAAAAAGCUGUUUAUAUUUCAGUUGAUAGAUGGAAAGGUAACUGUGAGAGACAAUAUUAUCGUAACUCAUUUAACACACAGCUGUUUACGAUCUGUGCUGGAACAGAUAGCAGCAUAUGGCCAGGUUGUGUUUCGGCUCCAGGAGUUCAUCGAUGAAGUCAUGGGGCACAGCUCUGAAAGUCCAUCACCAGGAAAUGGUCCCAUACCUAAGAAGACACCUGACGCUCCUUUUAGGACCUACCAGGCGUUCAUGUGGGCCCUCUACAAAUACUUCAUUAACUUCAAGGAGGAGCUUACAGAGAUUGAGAAGAGUGUUAUCAGUAAUGAUACAACAAUAACACUUGCAAUAGUGGUGAACAAGUUGGCACCUCGAUUGGCGCAGCUAAAGGUCCUGGACAAAGUGUUUAGCACUGGAGUGGCAGAAGUUCCACCUGAUACUCGCAAUGUCGUCCGGGCGUCUCACCUGCUUAACACCCUGUACAAGGCCAUUCUUGAAUAUGACAAUGUUGGAGAAGCCUCUGAACAAACUGUCUCCCUCCUGUUCUCUCUCUGGGUGGAAACAGUGAGGCCCUACCUACAGACUGUAGAUGAAUGGAUCGUCCAUGGACACCUGUGGGAUGGUGCAAGGGAGUUUAUCAUACAGAGGAAUAAAAAUGUUCCGGUAAAUCACAGAGACUUCUGGUACGCAACAUACACACUCUAUAGCGUGUCAGAGAAGACGGAGAAUGAAGACAAAGUGAGUGACAGUGCCAGUGCCAGCUCUGGCAGUGACCAGGGGCCCUCCAGCCGACAGCACACCAUGGUGUCCUUCCUCAAGCCUGUCCUGAAGCAGAUCAUAAUGGCUGGCAAGUCAAUGCAACUGCUGAAGAACCUCAACUGUGCAGAGGGCUCUGCAUGUCAGGCAGCAGCCAGAGAUGCAGAAAGAAAAAGCUUAUAUACCCUCUUUCUGGAAUCUAUACAGUUACGUCUUCAGCAUGGAGAAGAUUCUACUACACACAUUCUUAAUGAAGAACAAGCAACCAAAGAAAACCUAAUAAAGAUGCAGUCCAUUGCUGAAAGGCACCUUGAGCUAGAUGACAUUCACGACCCACUGUUGGCCAUCAACUUUGCAAGGUUGUAUUUGGAGCAGAGUGACUUUCAUGAGAAGUUUGCUGGUGGUGACAUAUGUGUGGACAGAUCAUCAGAAUCUGUGACCUGCCAGACUUUUGAAUUAACGCUGAGGUCUUGCCUCUAUCCUCACAUUGAUAAACAGUAUCUACAUUGCUGUGGAAACCUCAUGCAGACCUUAAAGAGAGAUUUCAGGCUAGUGGAAUACUUGCAGGCCAUGAGGAAUUUUUUCUUGAUGGAAGGUGGAGACACCAUGUAUGACUUCUAUACUUCAAUUUUUGAUAAAAUAAGAGAAAAGGAAACCUGGCAAAAUGUGUCUUUUCUAAAUGUUCAGCUCCAAGAAGCAGUAGGACAACGCUAUCCUGAAGACAGUUUACGUUUAUCUAUAUCUUUUGAAAAUGUUGAUACAACUAAGAAGAAACUACCCGUUCAUAUCUUAGAUGGUCUUACCCUAAGCUACAAGGUCCCAUGGCCUGUGGACAUUGUUAUAAGUGUAGAAUGUCAAAAAAUCUAUAAUCAGGUGUUCCUUCUUCUACUGCAAAUAAAAUGGGCAAAAUACAGCCUGGAUGUUCUACUGUUUGGUGAACUGGCUAAUGCUGCUGAAAAAUCCCAAGCAAAGGAAGACGUUCUGCGUGACCAAGAUACACCCGCCCAGUUCGGACCACCAAAAGAGUCAUUAAGACAACAGAUUCAUCGAAUGUUUCUCUUAAGAGUGAAGCUCAUGCACUUUGUAAAUAGUUUACACAACUACAUCAUGACCAGGAUUCUUCACAGUACCGGGCUGGAGUUUCAGCAUCAAGUUGAGGAAGCCAAGGAUUUAGAUCAGUUGAUUAAAAUCCACUACAGGUAUUUGUCAACCAUCCAUGACCGAUGUCUGCUGAGAGAAAAGGUCAGCUUCGUGAAAGAAGCCAUUAUGAAAGUGUUGAACUUGGCGCUCAUGUUUGCAGAAGGUUGGCAGGCAGGCCUAGGGGCUUGGCAAAUGGAAUCUAUAGAGAAAAUGGAAUCUGACUUUAAAAACUGCCACAUGUUUCUGGUAACCAUUUUAAAUAAAGCUGUCUGUAGAGGAUCUUUUCCCCACCGUGAGUACAUCUUCUUACCUGUCAUAGCCUUCCAGUUUCAUUGUAACUGAGUGUGUGUGCCAACGUUUGUUAGUACUCACAUGGAGAGUGAGGCUUUUUCAUUUCAUAACUAGAAAAUACCGAGUCGUGAUUUAAUUGGUUCUGCAGAGUUAUGACAGGAUGGGUAAAUAUCGUAUGGGUAUCACUAAAACUAAAGAUCUCGCUGAGUCCUGUGCCUUUUAUUCCAGUGGAUUUCUAAAACUGAGAUGUAAUGGCUUGGAGAGCUGCUCUCUCGUUCUUGACUAUCAUAUGAGUCCUUAGUAACUAUGCCUUUAUAAAUGACACAAACUUUUAGAAAUUUUAGAACUUCCAAAACUGCCUCUCAUUACAAAAAAAUGUGGAUUUUUACAGUUCAGAACAUAGGGUGAGAAGGAGAUAAGAGGUUUGUGAAGUGAAUUAUUGAGGAGGUUUUUGUCUAGACUAAAUGGUAUCUCUGCCCAGUCCUCCUUUGAAUGUAAAGAAUAUAUAUAUAAUUUUUUCAAGCCAGGUGGUAGUGGUGGCUCACACCUUUAAUCCCAGCACUCAGGAGGGAGAGGCAGGUUGAGCUCUAAGUUCGAGACCAGCCUGGUCUACAGAGUGAGUUCCAGGAUAGCCAGGGCUACACAGAGAAAGUCUGUCUCAAAAAAAAAAAAAAAAAAACAAUAAAUAAAAUAA
Molecule: messenger RNA, 3773 nt
Organism: Rattus norvegicus (Norway rat)
Lineage: Eukaryota; Metazoa; Chordata; Mammalia; Rodentia; Muridae
Source: RefSeq, a predicted model, not a curated record